AUGUGGGCCAUGCAGGUCUCGAAGGACCAAGGUAAUCUAAGAGACAAGAUAUUUGUAGUUCUAAGAGAUACUGAAAUCCAUCAGUGCGAUCUUGGUUACCAUUGUGGCCAAUGUGUGCGUGGGCAGUGGAAUUGCACACGAGAGGUGCCGAAGUUAAAAAACAUUAAUGCCUUUGGAAUGGGACGAUUCAAGUUAUCGACGGGGACCUCCAAAAUAAGACCUGAAUUCGAUUUUACAUCCGAUCCCAAAAGAGCCAUUUUGGCAGUCACACCACAUUUGUCGGAAGCGCUCGACUCCCGAGCUCUGUGUUACUUCCGUGCUAGUUUUGUGGUCGGCCAAUUACGGUCUUUCGUUUACCUCGAGGACUUCUACCAGAACGGAAGAGAUAUGAGCGACUGUCUUUCACUCAGCAUUCAAUCUGUGGGAAUCGCGUGUCUAGCAAGGAACAGCCAUUCCCAAGAGCUGGAAGCAGUCGCUAGAAAAACUUAUGCAUCGGCUCUCCAAUCCCUCAAUAAGUCCCUGAGUUCCCAUAAACUCACAAAGCAAGACAGUACCCUAUCUUCGGUCAUGGUGUUAAACCACUUCGAAGGACUCCUACCAUCGAAGAACUCGACGACACAGGCAUUGUCAAGCCAUCUUCAGGGGGCCUCCGCGCUCCUGAAGAUUCGUGGACCUGAGCAUUUCAGAUCUAGGAUUGGUUUGGAUCUCUUCGCCCACUUCACCUCGUACAUCACGCUUAUUUGUGCUCAACAUGAACUCCCAAUACCAGCAGAGUACUUGGAACAAGAAACAUAG
Molecule: messenger RNA, 795 nt
Organism: Hymenoscyphus albidus
Lineage: Eukaryota; Fungi; Ascomycota; Leotiomycetes; Helotiales; Helotiaceae
Source: the annotation of a GenBank genome assembly